Molecule: messenger RNA, 219 nt
Organism: Penicillium cosmopolitanum
Lineage: Eukaryota; Fungi; Ascomycota; Eurotiomycetes; Eurotiales; Aspergillaceae
Exons: 2
Coding region: 1-219 (72 amino acids)
Source: RefSeq, a predicted model, not a curated record
AUGGCCAUAGAUCUUAUAAGAUACAUAAAUUCAUACAAACUGCCCUCGAUUAUGACAUUAUACCCUUCUGCUUUUAUGCUUAUUCGACAUAGAAAGCUAUUUUUAGCGCUAAAGCAGCAUUUUAAGAAACAAAAUAACUUAUAUACCUUCUGGUCUGGUAAGGUUACAAAGAAAUCUGAAUUUCUGUGUGUUAUCUCUGAGGUUCAGGCUACUGUAUAG